CUUGCUGUUUGUAGCCAACUUCUGACAAUAUCGGUUUUGUCCCUUUUUUAUUUCUUUUUACGUUGACUCGUGUGAUCCAACGGUACAAAAUGAAGGCCAAAGGAGAACUUAAAGAGUAUGAAGUUAUUGGAAGAAAACUUCCAACAGAAAAGGAGAAGACAACUCCUCUUUAUAAAAUGAGAAUUUUUGCACCAGAUAGAAUUGUUGCAAAAUCUCGUUUUUGGUAUUUCUUGAGACAAUUGAAAAAAUUCAAGAAAUCAACUGGAGAAAUUGUAUCUCUUAAACAGGUGUAUGAAAAAUCACCAGUUACAAUUAAAAAUUUUGGAAUUUGGUUACGUUAUGAUUCAAGAUCUGGAACUCACAACAUGUACCGUGAGUACAGAGAUUUGACAGUAUCAGGUGCAGUAACACAAUGCUACCGUGAUAUGGGUGCUCGUCAUCGUGCACGUGCUCAUUCAAUUCAAAUAAUCAAAGUUGAACUUGUUAAAGCAUCAAACUGUCGUAGACCCCAGGUCAAACAAUUCCAUGAUGCCAAGAUUCGUUUCCCAUUACCCAAAAGAAUUCAACACCGUAACCAGAUGCCAAGAUUCAGUGUACGUAAACCACGUACAUAUUUCCAAUAAACAACAUACAAGAGUCCUGAUUGUUUACAAAAAAAUAAUAACAUUUGUAUUUUUUAAAGAUCAUCAAACAAUUUAUAAACAACAUAUAACAUAUUGUAAUAAAUCUGAUUAUUUUUAUUUAAACAAUGAAUAAU
Aphidius gifuensis is the source of this 757-nucleotide messenger RNA. Its product is annotated as 60S ribosomal protein L18a-like. The transcript is spliced from 3 exons. Bases 90 to 623 code for a protein of 177 amino acids. Gene Ontology annotation, cellular component: cytosolic large ribosomal subunit; ribosome. Gene Ontology annotation, molecular function: structural constituent of ribosome. Gene Ontology annotation, biological process: translation. NCBI's taxonomy places the organism in Eukaryota, Metazoa, Arthropoda, Insecta, Hymenoptera, Braconidae. The record is from RefSeq and is a predicted model, not a curated record.